Molecule: messenger RNA, 1086 nt
Organism: Daphnia pulicaria
Lineage: Eukaryota; Metazoa; Arthropoda; Branchiopoda; Diplostraca; Daphniidae
Product: developmental and secondary metabolism regulator VEA1-like
Exons: 2
Coding region: 1-1086 (361 amino acids)
Source: RefSeq, a predicted model, not a curated record
AUGAAACUAUACAAUAAUUCAAUUUGUGAAUAUUGUACUCAUCUUGAAGAAUUCAAAAGUUCCCAGGCGCUGAACCAUCACCAAAUGACCGUACACUCAGGACAUUUCAAAGACAUCACCGAACAAUUCUACCAUUAUGUCAACCUCCUUGCCGAUGAACGGUUUCAAAUGGCAGUAGAAGAGAUUAAAGCCGAGAUUGCAGGACAAGAGAAAUUUGUCGUAUUUCUUAAUGCAAGCAAAAGUCGAAAAAUUAAUGGGAGACAUGGAUGGAAAAUCUGGCACCAAAAGGAAACUGCAAUCAGGAAAAAAAAGAGGAAAAGAAAUCUGCAACCACAAGGAAAGUCAUCGACGGUUCCAAGCAGCAGCAGCGUCAAAAGCAAAUGGGUCCCGCUUGAAGUGCCUGAAGUGCCGGUGGUUGCGAACGACUACGAACGUCAACUGUUUCGUGAAUCGCAACAGCAAAAGGCUGGGCCGCUGCAGCGAUACCCAUCGGUUGGAAUUAAUAGGUCUUCUACACUAACAAACAGCUAUUACGGUCAUCAGGAUCAAUUUCAUUCAGCUCCAGCUGUGCCAGCCUAUCCCACGAAACCUACAACUCCAUUCCAGGGCAAUAAUUGGGCAACAUCCACUAGUACUUACAAAUCUCCUACAGCAGCGACUUCGAUGCCUCCAACGGCCAAUACACCUGCACCACCUCCAAGUGGCCAGCCUGUACAAAAAUUUUACCAAGUUCCGGGUGCCCAGCCUUUGCAACCAUUUCGUCGGUUGUUGAAAAGGGCAAUAACAAAUAAAAAAAUAAUAAAUGAAAAUAUGCAACAAUGUCAUCAGUCCCCGAGCAUCCAGCCUUCGCAGCAAUUUCAUCAACCUCGUCCAAGCAUCAAGCCUUCGCAGCAGUAUCAUCAGCCUGCUCCACCACCGCCUGCAGCAGCUACGAUGGAUCCUCCCACAAUUACAAAGAAUGUUUCGCGCUUGGGCUCACAGAAUCAACGUAACAGAGUUUACGUCCAGGAUACUAGCGUUUCCAGUGGUCGAUCUGGUGGAUAUUUCAACGGUGCGUCGAAUUCGCAAUUCCAGCAAGUCAAUUAG